AAUUGCAGCUUGCGCCAGGAGAAGCAUUUUAUAACAGUACACGUCGGUACGACAGCUUCUGUAAAAACAAAGAAACCCGGCUGCCCAGACUGUAGGUUGCCAGGAAACCAAACAUGUUUUGGUCUGUUUUCUCUGUCAUCAGCUACCCAUAUAAAUUUCCCCAACCCCGCAUAUGCUCAGACAAACACCGCCAACAUCAAAGUGUAGCCUCUGUGAUUCAUAUUUUACCACAGAAGCCGUUCAUAAAUGUUUCACCGGCAGUCAAUGCCGUUGACAUUGUUCUUGCAACACUUCGCAGUGUCCAAAGUCCAAAACGCGCUGUAAAUCUGGAAUCGCAAUAUCCACGAGCACCUUGACAGAAUUGGCUCACCAAAAUUCAUCCAUGCCACUUUAUCAUCAGAUGAAAAUGACAUGAUUCAUGCGCCUGACGUUCCGCUUCACCUCUUGAUGUCUUUUACGGGCCAUUUCGAAAUGUGCAUGUGCACUCAACAAAAACAGGGAUUGUCUCAUGGAAUGAGUCACAUUUACUUCCGCCGCCUAUCCCAGAUUUUGUUUGUCCAUGGUAUCUGCUUGUCAUUCCGACCUCCCACACCCUCACACACAGAGUGAACGUACAAGUACACACGCUUCCACCCUACCAGUGUCAGUUUCUUCAACAGAAAAGGGAAAGAGGAAGGGAGCCGCUUAAACGUCCUGAACAGGAAUUCUUAGAAUUCCCCCCUCCCCUCUGCGCAACAGCAGCAAUUUUACUCUGCCAACAUGUGCACUGGGACCUGUUCUCGUUGUAUCGCUGUGACUUUGUACCCAUUAGCGCUCAUAUCCAUCAUUUGUAACAUAGUGUUGUUCUUUCCUGAUGGGGACAUCAAGUACGCUAAAGAUGGACAUAUUACCGAGGAGGUGAAAUAUAUGGGAGGACUCAUUGGCGGGGGAGUCAUGGUGUUGCUACCGGCACUUUAUAUCCACGUGACUGGAAAACAAGGAUGCUGUGGGAAUCGCUGUGGGAUGUUCUUAUCGAUUGCGUUUGCCGCAGUGGGCGUGGCCGGCGCGCUGUACAGUUUGAGUGUGGCCGCACUCGGUUUGAAGAAUGGCCCCCUUUGUAAAGUCAUCUUGAUAUGGACCACGCCUUUCAAAGACAGCGACCCGAGUUACCUGACCGACAACACAUGGUGGGGGAAAUGCACGGAGCCCAAGAACAUUGUGCAGUUCAACACGGGAUUGUUCGGCACCCUGUUGGCGUGUAGCUGCCUGCAAGCGGUUCUGUGCGCCAUCCAGAUGAUCAACGGCCUCUUCGGCUGCCUGUGUGGAACCUGCGCCAGCAAAACCGUCAUCUGAAUUCCGACAGACAGGUUGGAAUGCAACACGGUCAGGCUGAGAUGGGUCCGAAGAUAGCGCGUUUCAUUUGUCUUUUGCUUCGUAGCUGCAGUGCGGCCCCUGUUGGCAAGCAGCUGCAUCACACGCUCUAGAAAAUACGUCUGGUUCACACGUCCUUAUGUCAAUUUGAGUGUUUUGUUGAAUAUACUCGGCUGACAAAAUCCUUCAAGGCAUAUUUGGCUUUCGGCUGGAAUUUCAGGUCGAACCUAAAAUGCUCUACAAUCUUUAUAAAGAGCUGAAUCUCUCUUAACUUUUUUUUUGGGGGGGGGGGGUGAAGAGUGACUGAACUAUAACAAGAAUAAGAUUGUUAACUCCACGCACCACCAUAUUGUUUACCGUUAACUGCAACAGAAUUGAUGCUUCUCAGUAAAAAUCUGUCAAGGAUGCUAAAAAGAAACACAGGAAAAUAAGCUGUUUCAGUGGAACGUUUAAUAUGGAUAUUAUAACUACAAUAUCAAGAUAAUUAAAUAUAUCAUGUAUAGAGUUCAAUUGUUGGCAUUUUCUUAAUAAAACAUGUCUCAACAA
Hippocampus comes (tiger tail seahorse) is the source of this 1896-nucleotide messenger RNA. It is a transcript of the gene tm4sf21a, whose product is annotated as transmembrane 4 L six family member 21a. Lineage: Eukaryota; Metazoa; Chordata; Actinopteri; Syngnathiformes; Syngnathidae. Gene Ontology annotation, cellular component: membrane. The transcript has 4 exons. The record is from RefSeq and is a predicted model, not a curated record. The coding region runs from base 760 to 1332 and encodes 190 amino acids.